AUGGGGAUUGUACAAAGAAUUUAUAGAUCAACAGCUACACAAGCUCAUAUCAUUGGGUUUAUAUGUUUUACUCAACCAGGUCUAUGGACAUCAAUUAUGAAUACAGGUGCUGGUGGGUUACAAACCGUUACAACAUCAAAUGUUGCCAAUACACUUUUAUUUGCAAUUAUGUUUGUCCUCUCUCCUUUGUAUGCAAUACUGGUCAAUAAAAUUGGGAUUAAACCAGUUGUUAUAAUAGGUACGAUUGGUUAUGUAUUUUGGAGUGCUGGAUUAUAUCAAAAUUCAAAAGAUGGUACACAAUGGUUAGUUUUAUUUGGUGCUGCAACUUGUGGUAUUAGUGCUGCUGCUUUAUGGACCGGUGAGGCUACUGUGGCUAUUUUAUAUCCAGAAGAUGGCCAAAGAGGUAGAUUUAUUGGGACUUGGCAAUUAUGGAAUAAAUUCGGUGGUAUAAUUAGUGGGUCUAUCACUUUAGCUAUGAACUACAAGACCCAGAAAUCUGGUGGUAUUUCAUUAAAUACUUAUAUUGUCUUGAUCGCUAUUCAAUGCUUAGGGUUUCCUGCUUCAUUUCUAUUAUCACCACCUGAGAAAUUGAUUAGAAAAGAUGGUAAAGAAUUGAAAAGUAAUGUUACUAAAGAUGAAUCAUGGAAACAAAGAUUUAUUAAUCUGAAAAAUGUUUUCCUGAAAAAGGAAGUAUUAUUUUUAUUACCUUUAUUCAUGUCAAAUGUUUGGUUUUUAACUUGGCAAUCAAAUUAUGUUACCCAUCAUUUCACCGUGAGAGUUAGAGCUCUAAAUUCUCUAUUAACUGCAAUUAUUAAUGGUGCAACAGAUGUUAUAGCUGGUUAUUUAUUUGAUGUCAAGAUGAAGAAAUCAUUAAAAGUCAAAAUCUCAUGGUUAAUAACCGUUGUAUUGAUGGUCUCCUUUUUCAUUUACAGCUUAAUCAUUCAACAUGAAUUUGAUGUUACACCUGAAAGUGGUAUUGACUGGACAGGUAAUCCAAGAUAUUAUAGAUCUUAUGUCCCUUUUCAAAUUUUCAAAAUAUCUGGUGAGUUGGUAUUUAAUUGGGUUUAUUGGGUUAUAGGAGCUUAUCAUUUCCAUCAUUCUGAAAUUGCUUAUGUCUCUGGAUUGAUUAGAUCUUUUGAAAGUUUGGGUCAAUGCUUUUCUUUCCUUAUUGGUGCUGUUAAUGAUAGUGAUAUGGUUAAUCUUGCGGUUGCAGCUGGUGCAUUCUUUUUAUCUAUUCCAUCAGUAACAUAUCUAGCUUUUCAAUCUGAUGAUGUUGAAGUGUCACAAAAACUGGAUUUCGAAGAUGAUCAAGAAGGUGAUGACUCUAAAGAUGAAGAAGAUCGUGGAUUUAGUGGAUCCGUAGAUAAAAAAGAUGAUGUUAUUGAGCACGUUAGAUCAAGAAGGUCAAGUUUAUCAGGUUAA
Messenger RNA from Hansenula anomala, 1422 nucleotides. RefSeq lists its product as uncharacterized. The coding region runs from base 1 to 1422 and encodes 473 amino acids. Lineage: Eukaryota; Fungi; Ascomycota; Saccharomycetes; Phaffomycetales; Wickerhamomycetaceae. Gene Ontology annotation, molecular function: transmembrane transporter activity. Gene Ontology annotation, biological process: transmembrane transport. The record is from RefSeq and is a predicted model, not a curated record. The transcript has 2 exons.